AUGAUACCGUUAUCUAACGAAAUAAUUAAGAGUAUCCUCCCGACGCCUACGCUCUCCAACCACGCUUAUGGCCAGUAUAGCGAUAUCGAGAACGAUCUUCAAUUACUAUUGAACUGGCUAGAUCCAUGUUUUCCAAUUGAAUUGCCACGGCAAGAACAACCACAGCAAGGUAAUAAUGGUGGUGCGUUUGAAAUCCCAACGCCUAGAGUGAAACUGGCCAUUCGCAGCUGUCUUAAGGACGAACCGAGUCAGUUCGACUUCGUUAAGCUUUAUUGUAACUCUAUGACAUCAAAUUUCGCUUUGUACGCCCCGCAGAUGCUCCAAAACCUACCAGUGAUGGAGACGGUGAACAAUAUAUACACAAUUCAAGAAUACUACAGUCGAUAUCUCAGGUAUUUAAACUUAAACUCGCUAGCAUCCAGCCUAUUCUCGAGGCACUUGAAAUCUUUAUUUUACAAAUACUUGAUCCCUGAUGAAAAUAGCCCUGCGUUUCUACGCUCAUUGACUGAGUAUUUCAACGAGAACUUAUUUUCAAUGGAUAAGAAUACGGAGUUGUCAAAGUGCAUAUCCAUUCUUCAAGAGAGUGGGCUAGAAUUAGAAGUUUCAUCUUCCAUAGUCUCUAUAUCAAUCGAGAGAGUGAAAUCGUACAUACUAAGAACAUGUUCCAACAUUUGGGAUAAACCUGUGCUUCAGCAUAUUAACCAAUGGAUGCAGGUGGAAUUGUACAAGUAUUUCAGCAUCAUAAUAAAGCCCUUCUCUUCGACAACCGCAUUGUUACAUUUGGAUGAUUUGAUAAGAAUAGCCCAUAAUGAAUUGGUUCUGCUAAGAAUAAGUGAAAUAUUUGACAUUGUAUUGAAUUUCCCCACAUCGAAAGUUGCAUUGAAGGAAUUAUAUCAAUGUAUACUGUUUCUCAGUCCUAUAAGUGGCAGUGGGGUCAAUGGACCAAUUUCUAAUACCCCAAUCACUUCACAAACACAUCAAAGACAAAAGCUUGUUAACAAGUUCAUUGAAAAGUGCCACGCUAAGCUACUUCAUUCGGGUGCCGAUACCAUCGAUAUCAUAACCUGUUAUUCAAGUACAAUCAAAUCGUUCCUUAUAAUCGACCCUAAGGGGGUGCUUUUAGACAAAGUAGUCAGGCCAAUUCGCCGGUACUUAAAAACUAGAAGUGAUAUCAUUCCAAAGGUGGUAUACGGAUUAUUGAACGACGACAUCCUGUCUAACAAGUUGAUUGAGUUGGCUCAAGAAUUGAAGAAAAAGCCCACAUUCAUAAACAACAACAAUGCUGGAGAAGAUUUGGAUAUAAACUGGGUACCUGAUCCUAUCGAUGCCCUCCCAGACUUUAAAAAAGGCAAAGUCAGCGAUAUAAUUGAAUCAAUCAUUUCGAUUUUUGAUCUGAAAUCGGUAUUUGUGAAUGAGUUCACAAGACUAUUCGGCGAGGAGUUGCUCUCUUUAAGUAACUACUACUUUGAUGAAAUUGUGCAGAAGCUGGAACUCUUAAAGGUAAGGUUCGGUGAAAACGAAUUCACCACCUUGGAUAUAAUGCUUAGUGACAUAACAAAGAGCAAGACUAUAAAUGAAACUGUCUAUCAGACGAAAGUACCUCCAAAUUCUCACUUAGUUUACCACCCUAAGAUUCUUUCCCACAUGUAUUGGCCAAUGUUAGAUAAGGGGGUCAGUACGGAGGAAUUCAAUCUUCCGACUUCAAUCCAAGAACAAUUCACCCUGUAUAGUGAAUUGUACGCUGACAUUCCAUUUGGACAUGGUCGUUAUUUAAAAAUGGUUCCUAGUUUAGGGCUAGCAAAAUUAGAAUUAGAAAUCCAAAACGAAACAUUCUACUUUGAGGUAUGUCCAGGAGAAGCAGCAAUUAUUGACCUUUUCAAUGGAGACGGAAACGAUAUUCAGCUAACUUUGGAUGACAUAUGUUCAAAAACUGGAAUGACUGUGUACCUUGCAACUAAAUAUAUUCAGCCUUGGGUCAAAAGGAACGUUUUAUUGGAAAUCGAGACAAAUCUGUAUAAACCAAACACCUCCAACCAUGAGAUCAAAUCCAACUCCAAUUUCAGUGAAGACAGUAAGAAUAUGAUGUCGUCUGAACACCAUAAGUUUGCUAGAAUGGACAAGCUAUGGCCAUUGAUAUUAGGAAUGCUAACAAACUUGGGACCAUUGUCCAUUACAAAGAUACAGUCGUUCCUUAAUAUAACAAUACCUAAAGAUCAACUAGAAAGUAUAUCAUCGUCAAACUUGACGUUGAAAGAAUACUUGGAUUGGUGUGAAAAAGAAAAAAAAUUACAACUCCAGCAGGGUCUAUAUAGAUUAUGGAAAUAG
Dujonia railenensis is the source of this 2325-nucleotide messenger RNA. Lineage: Eukaryota; Fungi; Ascomycota; Pichiomycetes; Serinales; Debaryomycetaceae. The record is from the annotation of a GenBank genome assembly.